This is a messenger RNA of Brassica oleracea var. oleracea, 1643 nucleotides long. RefSeq names its product sugar transport protein 8. The record is from RefSeq and is a predicted model, not a curated record. Gene Ontology annotation, biological process: monosaccharide transmembrane transport. Gene Ontology annotation, cellular component: membrane. NCBI's taxonomy places the organism in Eukaryota, Viridiplantae, Streptophyta, Magnoliopsida, Brassicales, Brassicaceae. Gene Ontology annotation, molecular function: monosaccharide transmembrane transporter activity. The transcript has 4 exons. The coding region runs from base 4 to 1509 and encodes 501 amino acids.
ACAAUGGCUGGUGGGUUUGUAGCGUUUAGUGGUGAUUCCCCCGCCUUUCAGGCGAAGAUGACUGUUUACGUCUUCAUCUGUGUCGUUAUCGCCGCUGUUGGUGGUUUGAUCUUCGGUUAUGAUAUUGGAAUCUCUGGUGGAGUAACGGCGAUGGACGAUUUCUUGAUAAAGUUUUUUCCAGCUGUGUACGAGAGGAAGAAGCAAGCACACGAGGAUAACUACUGCAAGUACGACAACCAGUUCUUGCAGCUCUUCACCUCCUCUCUUUACCUCGCGGCACUCGUGGCCAGCUUCUUCGCCUCUGCCACAUGCUCUAAGCUUGGCAGGAAACCCACAAUGCAGUUAGCUUCCAUCUUCUUCUUGAUCGGCGUUGGCCUUGCCUCCGGAGCUGCUAACAUGUACAUGUUGAUCAUGGGCAGAAUCUUGCUCGGCUUUGGCGUUGGCUUUGGUAAUCAGGCCGUACCGCUUUUCUUAUCAGAGAUAGCUCCAGCGAGGCUUCGUGGAGGUCUCAACAUUGUGUUCCAACUAAUGGUUACAAUAGGAAUCCUUAUCGCCAGCGUAGUCAACUACUUCACCUCUUCUAUUCACCCUUACGGAUGGCGACUCGCCCUCGGUGGCGCGGGGAUUCCUGCCCUCAUCCUCCUCUUCGGAUCACUUCUCAUCUGCGAAACACCAACGAGUCUCAUCGAGCGGAACAAGACCGAGGAAGGCAAGGCAACGCUCAAGAAGAUUAGAGGCGUCGAAGAUGUUGAUGAGGAGUAUCAAUCACUCGUCCAAGCUUGUGAGUUUGCGAGGCAGGUCAAGGACCCUUACAGGAGGCUGAUGAAGCCCGAGAGCCGACCGCCUCUUGUCAUCGGAUUGUUGCUCCAGUUGUUCCAACAGUUCACUGGAAUCAAUGCCAUCAUGUUUUAUGCCCCGGUUUUGUUUCAGACCGUAGGGUUCGGAAAUAAUGCAGCUUUGCUUUCGGCCGUUAUUACAGGAUCUGUUAAUGUUCUCAGCACUUUGGUAGGGAUUUUCUUAGUCGACAGAACCGGUCGGAGAUUUCUCUUGCUCCAGGCUGCAGUCCAAAUGCUCAGUUGCCAGUUGGUCAUUGGAAUCAUUCUAGCCAAGGACCUAGGCGUGAAGGGUACUUUAGGUAAGACAGAAGCCAUGAUAGUGGUUAUCUUGGUGUGUGUUUACGUGAUGGGUUUCGCUUGGUCAUGGGGACCAUUAGGAUGGCUGAUCCCUAGCGAGACCUUUCCCUUGGAGACACGAACCGAAGGGUACGCAUUGGCGGUGUCGUGCAACAUGUUCUUCACGUUCGUGAUUGCUCAGGCCUUCCUAUCAAUGCUUUGUGCGAUGAAGUCAGGGAUUUUCUUCUUCUUCAGUGCUUGGAUCGUUGUGAUGGGACUCUUUGCUUUGUUCUUCGUGCCAGAGACUAAAGGAGUCUCGAUUGAUGACAUUAAGGAUAGUGUUUGGAAGCGGCAUUGGUACUGGAAGAGGUUUAUGCGUCAGGAGCAUGACGUGUAGAAAAUAACUUCUUGAGCUUUUUGAUGAGAAACCAAUUUGUUGAUUCUUGUCUUAUACUUAAUUGAUAUGCUUCUUCGGCUUUGGUAUCUUUUGAUGAAAACUCCAUGCUUCUACAGUUUUAUGUGUGUUAACUU